Molecule: messenger RNA, 1389 nt
Organism: Aspergillus ruber CBS 135680
Lineage: Eukaryota; Fungi; Ascomycota; Eurotiomycetes; Eurotiales; Aspergillaceae
Exons: 3
Coding region: 112-1242 (376 amino acids)
Source: RefSeq, a predicted model, not a curated record
UUAAUCGAUGUGUCCCUCAGAUCGAGAAUUCGCGCCAAGGACAACGCCUCCAAGAACUCUACAGCCGCCUUAGCGCCCCCGAGCAAUUCAUAAUCGGCUUCACGCGCACCGAUGCAGCCGGUGUUCAGUUUUGUAACUACAACGAUGCCUGUGAGAACGACGGAACGAUCUACCAAGAAGACGAUGUCGCGCCGAACCCACCCAACAAUCUCGCAUGUGGACUCACCGUCUGGAAAGAUGGUCAAACGGCUUAUUUCUGUUGAGGGAAAUGAGACUGAGAGUACUGAUGGUGGCGAGGAUCCGGAGGGGUGGAUAUGGGUUGAGGAUUAUAUCUACCGGCGACUUGCGCAGGAGGGAGAUGAGGAGGAUCCUGAUUGGGUGGCCGACUAUAUCUAUCGUCGAGAUGCACAGGAAGAUGAGACAGAGGUCAAUAUUGGCGAUGCGAAUGGGGAGGAUUCAAGGGAAGAUUCGGACGGGGUAGUGGAUCAUAUCUACCGGCGACAGGAGAAUGUGAUCGGGACUGAGUCUGAUACUGGGGAUGUGGAUGAGGGGGGGAAGGAUGAGGAGAAUCCUGACUGGGUGGUCAAUUAUAUUUAUCGUCGGAAUGCACAGGAUGAGACGGGGACUGUUACUGGGGCUGUGAAUGUGGAGGGAAAGGAUGAGGAGGAUCCGAACUGGGUGGCGAAGUACAUCUAUCGGCGGCAAGAGAAUGAGACUGAGACUGAGGCUGUUGAUGGCAAGGAAGAAGAGAAGAGUCCAGAUUGGGUGAUCGAUUACAUCUAUCGUCGGGAUGCGCAAAAAGAUGAGACUGAAAACGGGGCUGUUAAUGAUGAAGCGCAAGGAGAGAAUCCUGACUGGGUUGUGGACUAUAUUUACCGGCGACAGGAAGACGAGACUGAAACCGGGGCUGUUGAUGAAAUGCAGGGAGAGGACCCAGACUGGGUGGUGGACUAUAUCUACCGUCGGGAUGUGCAGGCUGAGGGGAACGACAUUGAAACUGUUGAAGAAGAGGACCCGGAUUGGGUGGUCGGUUAUACCUACCGGCAACAGGAGGAAGGAGAGGAAGAAGAUCCAGAUUGGGUGAUUGAUUAUGUCUAUCGCCGGCAGGAUGAGACAGAGACUGAGAGCGGGGUCAUUGAUGGCAAAGUGCAAGUAGAGGAUUCAGACUGGGUCGUAGAUUAUAUCUACCGGCGACAGGAUGAAGGGGAUAAGACGACGCAGAACGGGGAGGAUCCGGACUGAGUGGUGGAUUAUAUCUAUCGGCGAGGUUUAGUGUAUGAAUGUGAUCGUUGUGAGCGACUAUAAUACUAGUCUGAUAUGCAUAGUUCCUUGAAUGAAGCCAAUGUGGUGGGUGAUUAUCAGCAUAGCCUUCUAUGUAUAGUCGGCAGU